Messenger RNA from Moneuplotes crassus, 2897 nucleotides. NCBI's taxonomy places the organism in Eukaryota, Ciliophora, Spirotrichea, Euplotida, Euplotidae. The record is from the annotation of a GenBank genome assembly.
UUUGAGACAAACUCAAGAAAAUUGAGCUAUUCCAAACAUAUACGACCAAGCAUUUUUUAUCAAAUAUAAAGAAGAACAUGGGGCAGACGCUUUACAAAUGUUACUAAAAGUAAUCAAAGAAGAACAGUUUGAAAAGGACCAAAGUGUAAUCACUUUUGGAGAAUUCGGAUCCAAAUUUUAUAUUAUCUUACAAGGGUCUGUAGCAGUUAGAAUUCCGCUUUUAAUGAAGAAAGAGUACUCUUUCAAGGAAAUGCUUGAAUACUUUGUUGAACAUCAAAACUGGCUAAUUAAAGAUGACAAAUACCAACUUCUGCUGGCCAUAAUCCAAGAUUUUAUUCCUGAAAUAAUAAAAUACAAUGGAAAAGGACAGCUUUGCUUGAAUUUUGAUCUGUGAAGCAAAGUAAUAUCAGGAGAAAUUAUUGUUAACUCUCAGUCAAGAUACAAAAACUUUUUCCCCGAAUUUCACAACUUCAGGAAAUACUCUAAAUUUAUGAGUGAGAGUGGGAAAAUGAAAGUGGAAUUCAACACAAUGUUUCAUGUAGCAACUCUCGAUGCAGGCAAGAGUUUUGGAGAGCUUGCCCUUAUCAACAACGUCAGAAGAAGUGCUACCAUUGUAACUCUUGAGGAUUCUAGCUUUGCAGUUAUUAAGAAGAAAGAUUUCGAUAAAGUCUAUGGAAGAGUCAUUAAAAAGAAAUUUGCAACAAAGGUAGAAUUCUUGAACAAAUUCUUAUUCCUAAGAUAUGUAACAAGGCAAAGGAAAGAAAAACUUUGAUUUUCAUUAAAAAGAGAAACUUUCCAGAUCGGCCAAAAGAUAUGUAUUGAAGGAACUCCUAUCAAAGACUUUUUCUUCAUCGAAAAAGGUGAAUUCGAAGUGACAAAGUACAUAUUUCUUCACAAUAAGACAAACCUCGUAUACUAUGAAUAUCUCAGAUUUUGCUGACAUAAUCGUGAUAAGGUAUUCCUUAAGAAGUUAAUAAAUGACGAUACCAGAAUAUUGUAUUCCCCCAACAAUAAAGAGUUUGAUAUUUUCAAAGUGGUUAGGAAAGGGUUACCAAGAAAAACAAUUAGAGUAUCUUCUCUUGGCACAAAUGAGUGUUUUGGACUUCUUGAAGGAUACACAAAUUGACCAUAUUCAUUAUUCACAAUCACUUGAAAAUCGAGAGAUGCUGUACUCCAUAGAAUCUCAAGAGAUGAAAUGAGUAUUAGGCUUGACGUUAAGGCUAUUCCAACAGUCAGAACCAGUGUUCAGGAUAAACUCCUACUAAUUGCCCAGAGAAUGAGAACUACAACUAAAGAACAUGGGAUAAAUAUACAAUAUGAAUUAUCAGAUUUAGAAUUUAGACAUAUUGAGGUUCCUCCUGAGAAAAAGUAUACCCUUCCUGAGGAAAGUGAAUCAGAUGAUGAUGAAACUCCAACAAAAGAUAACGAAGAUGAUCUCAACAAUCAACGAAACCUAGACAAGUCAUCUCUGUUGUUAGAUUAUUCUUCGCUUAGAAACUCUUUCCAAAAUAAAGGAAAUAAAAAGGUUAUAGUAAACCAGAAGAGUCCGAAGAAAAUAGUAACUGACAAUACAAUACAACAGCACAUAGAACUUAGCAGACAUACAGGCACUCCUAGUUCUUACAGAAGACAGAAAAGGGUAAGAAGGGCUACAUUCUCUUUGCCAAGAAAUAUUCAAGGCAAAGAUACAAACAAUGCAGGAGAACUUUCAAAGUUUAUCAAACACCCUCUGAACAGCCACUGAAAUAAAGAUAAAAGUGUUCAUUUGAGUUCACAAGAUAGUCACAGCGAGAACGAAUCAAAAGAUAGAGUUAAAGAAAUAGACACAGCUGUAAUAGAUAAUACAUUAAAUAAGACCAAACAUCCAGUGGGGACAUUACAAAUUGUCAAAAAUGAGCUGCUUAAAGCAAAAUAAUACUAGAAGAAGUUCUUUUGCUAUUGACAGGAAUUCAUUACAAAACGAGUUUAUAAAAGCUUCAAUUGACUCUCAGGAGAAAUUAAGCUCAUCUUCCCAAUCUUCAUCAGAGGCACAAAAUAAAAGCCAAAAAUUAUAGAUGUAAUCUAUGAUCCUCAGUUUGAUGAGAAGGAUGAAAAAGAGGAACUUAAAGAUAAUGUAUUAUCAUAUAAGAAGAAGAUAGAACAACUUGGUCUAAAUUCACAUCCAAAGCCUUCUCAUUUACCUCAAAAGUCUUCAAAUGAUAAAGAAGUAAAAUACAAGCAUUUGAAGCAAAUGAAUUAUCAAGCUAAACUAGAACAAAAAUCUCUUCCAAAAUUUCUUCAAAGACAGAAAAAGCCUUUAAAGACUAGAUCUCCUCAAAAAGGUGUAAAACUUCCAACCAUUCGAAAUAGAUCCAAGAACUGGAAGGAUCUAUCAAAUUCUAAAAGAGAGAAACCCUAUAAUUUUGGACUAAGCAGAACUCAUGCAUCAAUGCCCAUCAUUAACCCAAAGCUGAAGAAGAUGUAUACCAAAGACACACAGAAUUUGAGAUGCCCAUUAGGAGGAAUUCUCGAUACUUUUGAAGAAGUAAAGUCUUCUAACAUUGGAGCCUUGCCAAAAACUGUGAAAGAUCCUCGAUAUGUCCAGAUAAAGAAAGCUCUAGAUUUGGUGUCGAAAAAGUCCAUGAAUUUUAAACCAAAAGCUAAGCUAUCCAAGUACAGAAAUAGAGUGCAUACUAAUAGAGCAAAGGAAAUCAGACAGUUUAAAAAUUGUACAGCUUCAAGUAAGAACUACAUAAGCUACAACCAAACCCACAAUACUGCCAAGGUGAGUGGUUCCUCUAAGAGUCCUAUGCCUUUAAACGGAAGAAUCCAGUUGGAAGUGAAAACCAGUUUAGCUCACCAUAAUAUGCCAUUGUUCAAAUAAUUGAGUUGAAAUUAACAAAACCAACUAAGGUUCA